CGGCUGCGUCAAGCCCGCAUCACGACGACAGACAGACAGACAGUAACUGCCUCCAACCAACCCGCUCUGCGCUCUCAUCACACACAGACAUGCGCGCGCGCGCGCGCACUGACGCACACACACACACAUAAAGAGGUGGCGGCGGCGCUCAGAGCUCCAGAGCGGGCUGGAACGGAUCCCUCAUAUUCCCUUCAUACUUCCAUCUAUUUUUAUGUACAGUAACUCCGCCAUCAUGCUGUGGACAGCGACUCAAGUCUUAAGGAAAUUCUCCACCUCCUCCCAUUACUACCAGAAUAAGCUAAAACUGGCCAUUAUUGGUCAGAGUCUGUUUGGCCAAGAGGUUUACAGUAACCUGAGGAAGCAGGGUCACAAGGUUGUGGGUGUGUUCACAGUUCCUGACAAAGAUGGCAAGGCCGACCCCCUGGCUGUGGCAGCGGAGAAGGACGGGACGCCCGUGUUUAAAUUUCCGAGGUGGCGCGUCAAAGGGAAGCCCAUCCCAGACGUGGUGGACGCGUACAAAUCGGUGGGCGCAGAGCUCAACGUCAUGCCCUUCUGCUCCCAGUUCAUCCCCAUGAACGUAAUCGACCAUCCCCAGUACGGCUCCAUCAUCUACCACCCGUCCAUCUUACCGCUGCACAGAGGAGCUUCUGCCAUCAACUGGACUCUUAUUCACGGUGACAAAAAAGCUGGCUUCAGCGUGUUCUGGGCCGACGACGGCCUGGACACGGGCCCCAUCCUGCUGCAGAGGGAAUGCAGUGUGGAGCCCAAUGACACGGUGGACACGCUGUACAACCGCUUCCUCUUCCCAGAGGGCAUCAAAGCCAUGGUGGAGGCGGUGCAGCUCAUCGCUGAUGGAAAAGCCCCUCGAAUCCCCCAGACAGAGGAAGGAGCAAGUUAUGAAGGCAUCCAGAAGAAAUCCAACUCCAGGGUGGACUGGGCCCAGCCAGCUGAGGCCAUCCACAACUGGAUCCGUGGCCAUGACAAAGUCCCCGGAGCUUGGACCGUCAUCGAUGGUCAGCCUGUGACCCUUUAUGGCUCGUCCAUGUUGGGGGGGUCGGUGCCUGCCGGUCAGGCCCUGGAAAUCGAGGGGGCUUCCCAACCCGGCCUCGUCACCAAGUCCGGGCUGGUUCUGUACGGAACCGAUGGGAACGCCCUCCUGGUGAAGAAUCUGCAGUUUGAAGAUGGAAAGAUGAUUCCUGCUUCCAAGUACUUCUCCUCAGGAGAAAGCUCCAGCGUGGAGCUGACCGACGACGAGAAGAAGAUGGCCGAGGAAAUCAGGAACAUCUGGAAGGGAAUCCUCAGCAAUGUGAGCGCCAUCGAGGAAACAACAGAUUUCUUCAAGUCCGGAGCUGCUUCCAUGGACGUUGUUAGGUUAGUGGAGGAGGUCAAGCAGAAGUGUGCAGGUGUUCAGCUGCAAAACGAGGACGUGUACAUGGCCACCACCUUCCACGACUUCAUCCAGAUGUUCGUCCGCAAGCUCCGAGGGGAGGACCAGGAGGAGGAGCUGGUCGUCGACUAUGCAACCAGAGAAGUGAACAGCAUGACGGUGAACAUGCCGUACCAGUGCUUCAUCGACGGAAAGUUUGAGGAUGCAGAAAAUGGCAAGAGCUACGACACCAUUAAUCCAACCGAUGGAUCUGUGAUCUGUAAGGUGUCGUAUGCGUCAGUGGCAGACGUGGACCGGGCCGUGGCUGCUGCUAAGGAAGCUUUUGAUUCUGGGCCAUGGGGCAGGAUGAACCCCAGAGACAGAGGAAGUCUGCUCUAUAAGCUUGCCGACCUGAUGGAGGAACACCAGGAGGAGCUGGCCACUAUUGAGUCCAUUGACUCAGGAGCGGUUUACACGCUCGCCCUGAAGACACACGUGGGCAUGUCCAUCCAGACCUUCCGCUACUUUGCAGGCUGGUGUGACAAAAUCCAGGGCAAGACGAUCCCCAUCAACCAGGCCAGACCCAACCGGAACCUGACCUUCACCAAGAAAGAACCUCUGGGAGUUUGUGCCAUUGUUAUUCCAUGGAACUACCCUCUGAUGAUGCUGGCCUGGAAGAGCGCGGCCUGUCUGGCAGCUGGAAACACUCUGGUCCUUAAACCUGCUCAGGUAACUCCUCUGACCGCUCUGAAGUUUGCUGAGCUUUCUGUGAAAGCCGGAAUCCCAAAAGGAGUCAUCAAUAUUCUGCCAGGCUCAGGUGGCAUGGUGGGUCAGAGACUCUCUGACCACCCGGACAUCCGCAAGCUGGGCUUCACCGGCUCCACUCCAAUCGGCAAACAAAUCAUGAAGAGCUGUGCGCUCAGUAACCUGAAGAAGGUUUCUCUGGAGCUGGGGGGGAAAUCUCCCCUCAUCAUCUUCAGCGACUGCAACAUGGACAAGGCGGUUCGCAUGGGCAUGAGCUCAGUGUUUUUCAACAAAGGGGAGAACUGCAUUGCUGCUGGACGCCUGUUUGUGGAGGAGUCCAUCCAUGAUGAGUACAUCAGUCGAGUGGUAGAGGAGAUCAAGAAGAUGAAGAUUGGAGACCCUCUGGACCGCUCCACAGACCACGGCCCCCAAAACCACAAAGCUCACCUGGACAAACUGCUGGAGUACUGUGAGACAGGAGUGAAGGAGGGAGCCACCCUGGUGUAUGGAGGCAAACAAGUCGACAGGCCAGGUUUCUUCAUGGAACCCACUGUGUUCACUGAUGUAGAGGACCACAUGUUCAUUGCUAAAGAAGAGUCCUUUGGUCCUGUCAUGGUCGUGUCCAAAUUCAAAGAUGGUGAUGUGGAUGGUGUGCUUCAGAGAGCCAAUGACACAGAGUAUGGCCUGGCCUCGGGCGUGUUCACGCAGGACAUCAGCAAAGCCAUGUAUGUCAGCGAGCGACUGGAGGCUGGAACCGUGUUCGUAAACACCUACAACAAGACCGAUGUUGCCUCGCCUUUUGGAGGCUUCAAGCAGUCUGGCUUCGGCAAAGACCUUGGAGAGGACGCCCUCUUGGAAUACCUCAAAACCAAAGCAGUGACUGUUGAGUACUGAGCCUCCAGAUUUCACAAUGAGCUCCAACUCACUUUCUGAAAGAAAAGGAACUCAUGCAUAUUUUCACCUGGACUGUACCAGCAGCUACAGAGAACUCCAUCGUUCUUCUGAGCCACUUGAGCUUUCUUGGAACAAAGGGAAGGUUUUUUUUGUUAUUGUUGUGAACUUGCAUUCGAGGUCUUACAUUGAUGCCACGCCACCCGUGGGAAGCAAAGCUCUGCUUGACACUGUUUGCAAAAUCGAGCUUCUUCAGGGUUAAGCAAUGGAGAAAAAAGAAAAUACUGUGAGCUUAAAGACAUCACUCCUUACAAUGUUUGGCCUUUCUCAGCAUCAUGAACUUGUCAAGCUGCCUCCAGUUUUCCCAUUGUACCGUUUCUUUGUCCUAUUUCACGGUAUAAAGAGCCAAAAUGGAGACUAUUUCCCACCCGAUGGUGGCUAUUCCUUGUCACAGGAGACGAUAUCCAUUCCAAAGCUUGCUACUGAAAUGAGAAGGAGAGUACUCACUUGUGCUAGCAUUGGAAAGGCUACCGACUAGCAUGUCCAGGGUACUCACCCAUUGGAUUUCCUACUCCCUCUGCUGCCAUAGGCUGGCAUUAACAUUUGAAAAGCUAACGUCACCCUCUGGUUUAGAAACCUACCUUUCUUUCUUUUUACAGCAAAACUUUAUUAAUUAAAACAGUUGACAUACAAUAUCAGUAAACGAUAUGCAUUAGCCUCUCAGUUAUGCAAAGUUCACGGGAAAAUUUUUAUGCCGAUUUUUGGCCCAAUUUCCCCCUUCUGACAAUCUUAAGUACUACCUGAUUAAUAAGAGGUAUUUCUACCAUGUGUGAUGUGCUAAGAGUGAAUGUAGUCCAUUCAGAAGGAUAUUCCCAACUAACUAUUCAACAUGUUGGAUUGUGUUGGCCCGGUGUCACAAAGCUGUGUGUGGUGUUCCCUGAGAACAAACAACGGCCAACACUGUCUUAAAUAACUCUGAAGAACCAAAAUUAAAGAGUUACAACAACAUUUAAUUUUCCUUUGGGAUUCGUAACAUAUUUGUGAAUUUGAAACUAGAACUCAGCCUGUUGAAUGUGACAUGGAACCACUUAGAAUGCAAAGCUGCAGAAACAUGAGAUUCUAAAUAAAGUAGACAAAACCAGAAAGGCCAGUGGAUGUCAGAAAUGACUUGUUUGGUAUAGUUUUUUUUUCCUCUUUUAAACAUAAUCCGUCGCCAUUGAUUCCUCCCAGUCAGCCAUAUUUGUUUACUCUGAACUCAUGUUUGGUCUCAAAAGGUUUUGCGACCGACGUCUGAAUGUUAAGUGAAAUCAGUUCAUGUGUGGUGAGUUACUCCUGCCCUGUGGUUCGACGCCAAACCUGCUGUACCUGCGACAAGGAAGUAGACACUGCUGGGUUUGGAAUAGUCUUCAUUUUGGUCCCAGUAACGGGGCAAAAUGUCAAAGGAAGCCUUUGAGCUGUUUUAUGUUAUAGCAGAAACUGAACAACAAUUCUUCACUCUUAGACAAAGUGAAUGUUUUUAUGAUCCAGUGUAUUUAUAUGCAAUUUUAGUCAAAUACAGCCAAUUCUACAUUAGGUUGAAUUAAGCAAACUUGCCAGUUUGGGAAGUUCCAAGUUAUUUGUCCAUAGUUCUGUGAAAUAAACUCUGUCUUCACAGUAGAAAUGGUUCAGAUCAGUAUCAUGAUUGUGUCCCACUGAACUCACUCUCCAAUGUUGUUCCUGAUGCCUUCAGUUUUUCUUGACGACAUAUAUAUAGUCCAAAAUUAGGUUAAAUUCAGUGACUAAGAAUUGUAAAAUUGAAGGACUACCGUUUGACCUGCUCUGUGUGCAGCUCUCUUCUGCACCAUCCAGUCUCAACUUAGCAUUUAGGAAGACACAGCAGCCAGUACAGUCUCUAUUUCACUGUGAAUGUCAUUGUAAAGCGUGAAAUUUCUAGAUUCAUCAGUUCAACGGAAUAACGACUGUGGUUAUUUAUGUUUUCUUUAUGGCUUGUGUUGUCCCUUGACAGAAUGCUGCCACGGGCAGUGAGCCAUUUCCCAACUCAAACACCACCCUCUUUAAAUUCUAGGGCUCAGAAGGUGAACCCAGAGUUUUAUUUUCAAGCUUUAAUUUUGGCUUCAUCAGUUAAUAACUAAAGUAAUGACAUUUAAUACAUUGUUACAGGAGCUACUUGUGUUGUUCUUGAUGGCAUUAGAAGUAACAAGUAGAAAGGAAGUGGCUAGUUUAUCUCUAACGACUGUCACAGUUUAGUUAUUUUCAAAUGUCAACAUUAUGCUAUUGAUCCCUCCACAAAAAUUAUUUUGUCCAAUUAACACAAAAUACAUGAAGUAAAAUGAACCAUAGUACGCAGUUGCCCAAAGUACCAGAUGGGCAACAUGCGACAGCCAGCACGAUACACUCAGCCAGGCUGUUAGCCUAACCGACUGUUGGUGUUGUGUAUUCUGAUGGUGUGUGGAUAAAUGACCAACUGAGGAUCCCAGUCCUGCAGCCCAAUGACAAGAACCUUUAGCUACAGCAACUCUGAGCCCAGCCAGGACGGAGCGGAAAGGAGCAACUGUUACAGAUCGGGUUCAUCUGUGCCUUCCUCUAGUAGACCCAGACAGAGGAUCAAACCAGAGCUUGUCCUGACACUUCCUGUUCUUCUGUCAACUAUCCACCACAGCAAACAAGAUUUUUUAAUGUGGCGCCACUGGUCAUCACAUAAAUCUCUCGUGUGCUAUUCUUACCAUCAAACACCAUCCAGAUGUAAAAACAAUCCUCUUUUCCUGCCCUUUUUCAAAAUUGUUUUUGACUAUUUUUUUACAAAAUAAAGACACUUCUAAAUAUGUUUCAUGUUUUUUGUUGUGUAAAACUGUCCAAACACUUCACUGUAUUCAUCACAGUAAUACCAUAUAGAUGUUUUAUCCUUUACUAAUUUCAAAGUGAAGAACAUUUUCUACUGUGAAAGGCAGGAAGGGAGUGUUUUCCUACUCUAAGGAAAAUGUGAUGCUGUCCAUUGAAUAAACAGUAACUCAGA
Messenger RNA from Poeciliopsis prolifica (blackstripe livebearer), 6014 nucleotides. RefSeq names its product aldehyde dehydrogenase 1 family, member L2 (gene aldh1l2). Lineage: Eukaryota; Metazoa; Chordata; Actinopteri; Cyprinodontiformes; Poeciliidae. The coding region runs from base 212 to 3004 and encodes 930 amino acids. The record is from RefSeq and is a predicted model, not a curated record. Gene Ontology annotation, biological process: one-carbon metabolic process; 10-formyltetrahydrofolate catabolic process; biosynthetic process. Gene Ontology annotation, cellular component: cytoplasm. The transcript is spliced from 23 exons. Gene Ontology annotation, molecular function: aldehyde dehydrogenase (NAD+) activity; formyltetrahydrofolate dehydrogenase activity.